Molecule: messenger RNA, 531 nt
Organism: Sphenostylis stenocarpa
Lineage: Eukaryota; Viridiplantae; Streptophyta; Magnoliopsida; Fabales; Fabaceae
Source: the annotation of a GenBank genome assembly
AUGAAGGACAAACACUUAAAGAAACGUGUACGGCAAAUGGUUGAGCCAGAUAAGUAUUGUGAGACUAAGGUUGAAGAUGUUACUUGGCUUUGCUCCCUCUCCGAGUUCGAAAUUGACAGGAACAUGGAGGCAAAUGCAGCUUCACAUGAACAAGAAGAUCAAGAUGAAUAUGUUCUACUUGACCUGGAUGGUGUUUCUAACCUAAUUAACCUUCCACCAAAUGCCAACUAUGUUCUUACCGGCCUUGAUACAUUAAACCCAGUAUUGAUCAUUGAUGACAAAUUUAAGCUGAUUGGGGAAUAUGAGGAGACAAUUGGCACAUGUCUUGCUUUUACCGAACAAGAUACCCUUGUGGUUCACGAAGAGACAGGAUCAUCUGAAGUGAACCUUUUCUCUGGAACAAGACUAAUUGAUUCAAGUCAACCUCCAACUAAACAAGUGAAACUCUUGUGUCAGCUUCACAAGGUUCUCAAGUUUAAACUAUCACCUGAUUCCGAAAUUCAGAGCGUCACACUUGAGGAGCUCAAAUGA